Messenger RNA from Porites lobata, 1287 nucleotides. The record is from the annotation of a GenBank genome assembly. Lineage: Eukaryota; Metazoa; Cnidaria; Anthozoa; Scleractinia; Poritidae.
AUGAUGGAGACAUUAGAGGACACACUGUCAGCAAUGGAGGACAACAUGUCCCAAAGGCUACACAAAAUUGAGCACCGCCUGGAUUCAUUAGAAAAAGUGGUAAGUUGUUGUUCUUUCAUAAGAUUUGUGCAAGGUUGUUGUGGAAUGGAUUUGUCAAAAAGAAAAUCGUGCUAGGAUACAGAGCAUCUUUGCCUUCGUCACCAGAACGGAUGAAAAAGAAUUGCACUUGAAAUUGACUUCGGAGGAAUUAUUUACGCUUUACAGUUGAAACUGAAUAGGUAUAUUUUCAACUUUAUUCCCACUCGUUCUUCAUUCCUGGGGAAGCCAAUCGAACGUCCGGUAAUAGAACGCAAUCGAGCGAUUGAGUACAAUUGGGUUUGGCAAUUGAACUUAAUCGAACUCAUCCAAAAAAUUUCCCAAUCGAACACAACUGAACCUUCGGUAAUCCAGGACUGCAAAAUCAAACAUAACUGAACUCAAUCGAACGUAAUCGAACAGUUCAAGAUCCAGUGUCAAUGGUCGUUUAUUAGUUAUCUAAACGAAACUUUAGUGACGGCGGAUUAAAUCUGUUAAGAAUAUCCCCAUUCGGUGUUAUCACAAGCGAUAUAAGGACAGUUUUACAUAGUGUACUCAGCUGUUCGUGUUAUCCAGUAUUUACUGUGAAUUUAUCAAUUUCGAGUCACCUAAACAAUAGUUAAUUCAAAUGAGUUAAUAUCUCUCCCACUUGCUCCUCUAGUUAAAACUCGGUUUAAGAGUGAAAUCCUUAUCAAUUUUUGUAACCCGUUUCAUUUUUUUACAGAACAAAAUUGAACCAAUCAUGUCGAUUGGGUUCAGUAAUCAAAAUUAAUCGAACUCACCGAAAAGAUCCAGUUCGAUUAUGUUCAAUUACCGGAGCCAAUCGAACUCCAGUCGAAUGAUUGAGUGCGAUUGAUUUUUGGUUCUGUUCUGUUCGAUUGGCUACCCCGGGUUCAUUGCUUCACGUAUUAUUAAAUGUAUGAGGAAAUCGACCUUGUUUAGUGUCAUUGGUAAGAAACUAACGAGAAAAUAUUUCUUUUUUUCCAGUUCAGUGAUCCAAAGGUGAAUUUUGAUCCACUUCCUCUGACUGAUAGCCUACCGACCAUAGACCACGAGGCUUUCGCAUCGCUCAGCAAUGAUCCAAUAUUAGCGGACUUUGACCAAGUGCCUUCAACCCUACUAGCACCUUCUACACCAGAGACGUCGAUACUCGAGCCAUCCAGUUCCCACGAUGACCAAAAAGUUGGCAAAGAUGUCAUCAGACAUUCGUAA